Pelodiscus sinensis (Chinese soft-shelled turtle) is the source of this 824-nucleotide messenger RNA. Lineage: Eukaryota; Metazoa; Chordata; Testudines; Trionychidae. The record is from RefSeq and is a predicted model, not a curated record.
GCCAGGGGCCGGGCCGGGCCAUGUAGCCCGCGGGCGGCGGCAUGGAGCUGUACCAGGACUAUCACAGCAGCUCGCUGAUCGCCCUGCACUACAACUACACGGGCAAGCUGCAAGGCAGCAAGUACCGGGGGGGGCUGCAGGCCCAGGCGCUGGUGUUCCUGGCCGUCUGCGCCCUCAUCGUGCUGGAGAACCUGCUGAUGCUGCUGGCCCUCUGGCGCCACAAGAAGUUCCACUUGCCCAUGUUCUGCCUGCUGGCCAACCUGACCCUGUCGGACCUGCUGGCCGGCGUGGCCUAUGCGGCCAACAUCCUCAUGUCGGGGGCCCGCACCCUGCAGCUCACCCCCCUGCUGUGGCUCCUGAGGGAGGGGGGCGGGUUUGUCACGCUGGUGGGCUCCGGGGCCGUGCUCCGGCCCCUCACCAUCGUGGUGGGCCCCUUGGUGGCCUGCUGGCUGCCCCUCUUCCUGCUGCUGCUGCUGGACGUGGGCUGUGAGGCCCGGGCCUGCUGGCUGGUCUGCAAGGCUGACUACUUCCUGGCCUUGGCCAUGUUCAACUCCCUGCUCAACCCCAUCGUCUACACCGUCACCCACCGGGAGCUCGUGCCCCGCAACCGCAUCGGCGUGGGAGUCAUCGACGGCCUCAUCUACGCCGUGGGCGGCUCGCACGGCUGCAUCCACCACAGCAGCAGGGAGAGCGUGGAGUGCUACGACCCCGCCACCGACAGCUGGACCGAGGUGACGCGCAUGACGUCCGGGCGCAGCGGGGUAGGCGUGGCCAUCACCAUGGAGCCGUGCCGUAAGCAGGUGGGCCAGCUGGACUGCUGCUAG